Molecule: messenger RNA, 489 nt
Organism: Acanthosepion pharaonis
Lineage: Eukaryota; Metazoa; Mollusca; Cephalopoda; Sepiida; Sepiidae
Source: the annotation of a GenBank genome assembly
AUGCUCAGCUUCUUCCUUCGUGUCUUUCUUUCAUUCUUUCUUUCUUUCUUUCUUUCUUUCUUUCUUUCUUUCUUUCUUUCUUUGCAAGCUUACAUUCGUUCUUUAUAUGAAAAUACAUACUUCUUUCUUUCUUUCUACUUUCCCUCUUUCUUUCUUUCUUUCUUUAAUCGUUCCUUUUUUCUUUCCUUCCUUUCUUACUCUCUUUCUUUCUUUCUUCCUUUGCAAACUUUCAUUCGUUCUUUAUAUGAGAACACACGUUCUUUCUUUUUUUUAUUUCAUCUUUCUUUCUUUCUUUCUUUCUUUCUUUCUUUCUUUCUUUCUUUCUUUCUUUCUUUUCAAGCUUUUAUUCACGUCAAUUCAGUACUUCAAUCUAUUUUUCUUUUUCUUUCUUUUUACAUAUUAAUUUAUUUUUCUCGUGAUGUCUUUCAUACUUUGUUCAUAUUCCUAUACUUCUUUUCUUUCUUGAAACUCUUUUUUCCAUUUGAUUAA